Messenger RNA from Helianthus annuus (common sunflower), 3174 nucleotides. RefSeq names its product AP-3 complex subunit delta. Bases 167 to 2923 code for a protein of 918 amino acids. The record is from RefSeq and is a predicted model, not a curated record. The transcript has a single exon. NCBI's taxonomy places the organism in Eukaryota, Viridiplantae, Streptophyta, Magnoliopsida, Asterales, Asteraceae. Gene Ontology annotation, biological process: protein targeting to vacuole; Golgi to vacuole transport. Gene Ontology annotation, cellular component: AP-3 adaptor complex; membrane coat; endosome membrane.
GUUACAAAAACAAAAAAGAAACAGGAAAAAACAAAGAUCCACGUACAUUCGACUUCUCACCCAGACGGCCAGACCCCAAUCUUGUACAACCUAAACCCCCGUUCCGGCCAACAAAUCCGGCCACCGCCGGCGGCACCACCAUCUCUUCCAAACCUCCGAUCUCACCAUGUCCGGUACCGGUGGUCCUUCACUGAUGGACUCCCUCUUCCAACGCACACUCGACGACCUAAUCAAAGGCAUCCGUCUCCACCUCCCAGGCCCCGCCCAAUCCACCUUCAUCUCCAAAUCUCUCGACGAGAUCCGCCGCGAGAUCACCUCCACCGACCUCCACACCAAAUCCACCGCCCUCCAAAAACUCACCUACCUCCACUCCCUCCACCACUUCGACAUCUCCUUCGCCGCCUUCCACGCCGUCGAACUCACCUCCUCCCCUUCAUUCCUCCACAAAAAGACGGGCUAUCUCGCCGCCUCCUUAUCCUUCCGCCCCUCCACCGACGUCCUCCUCCUCCUCACCAAUCAGUUACGGAAAGACCUAUCUUCAACCAAUCAGCAUGAGGUAAGCCUUGCGUUAGAGUGUUUAUCGGUUAUUUGUACGCUCGAUCUCGCCCGUGACCUCACUCCGGAUAUAUUUAACCUCUUGAUGUCUAGUAAGAUAUUUGUUAGGAAAAAAGCGGUUGCGUGUUUGUUAAAGGUGUUUAGUCAGUAUCCGGAUGCGGUUAGGGUUUGUUUUAAGCGGUUAGUUGAGAAUUUGGAGACUGUUGGUGGUGCUAGUGAUAAUGGAACAAUGCUUGCUGCUACUGUUGGUGUGUUUUGUGAGCUUGCUAGGAAAGAGCCGAGGGCGUAUCUCCCGCUUGCGCCGGAGUUUUAUAAAAUUUUGGUUGAGUCACGGAAUAAUUGGGUGUUGAUUAAGGUUUUGAAGAUAUUCGCACAGCUUGGGAGGUUAGAGCCGAGGCUGGCGAAGAAGGUUGUUGAGCCGAUUUGUGAGCUUAUGAAGCGGAGUGAGGCGAAGUCGUUGGUGUUUGAGUGUGUGAGGACGGUUGUGAGUAGUUUUUAUGAGUAUGAGUUUGCGGUGAAGCUUGCUGUUGAGAAGAUUAGGGAGUUUUUGUUGGAUAGUGAUUUGAAUUUGAGGUAUCUUGGGUUGCAAGGGCUUUUGCUUGUUGCGCCGCAUCAUUUAUGGGCUGUGGUUGAGAAUAAGGAGGUUGUGAUUAAGUCUUUGAGUGAUGUUGAUCGGAAUAUUAAGCUUGAAGCGUUGCGGCUUGUGAUGUCAAUGGUUUGUGAUGAUAAUGUGGUUGAGAUUUGCAGGGUUUUGGUUGGUUACGCGCUGAAAUCGGAUCCCGAGUUUUGUAACGAGAUUCUAAGGUCAAUGUUAUCUACUUGUUCUAAAAAUGUUUAUGAAAUUAUCAUUGAUUUCGAUUGGUAUGUUUCGCUUCUCGGGGAAAUGGCAAGGAUUCCGCAUUGUCAGAAUGGAGAGGAAAUAGAGUAUCAGCUAAUAGAUAUUGGUAUGAGGGUUAAAGAUGUUAGACCAGAGCUCGUUCGUGUUGGCCGUGAUCUAUUAAUCGAUCCAGCUUUGCUUGGGAAUCCUUUCAUUCAUAGGAUAUUAUCCGCAGCCGCAUGGGUUUCGGGGGAGUAUGUUAAGUUUUCCAGGAAUCCGUUCGAGAUCAUGGAAGCUUUACUACAACCGCGGACUAAUCUCUUGCCACCAUCGAUACGAUCCGUAUACAUUCAUUCCGCGUUUAAAGUUCUGAGCUUUUGCCUUCAUUCUUAUCUUUCGUUCGAGAAAGGUGCGAGCUCUUCACCGCCGAACUUUGUUGAUAUUGAACCAGGUUUCACAUAUUCUGAAUCCGAACAAGAAUUUACCGAAACCGAUCAGGCUACAAGCUCUUCCGCUUUGCAUAAAAGGGAUACUUUUACACAGGAGUCCAUUGCUAAUGUGUUGACUCUUGUUAUUACGUCUUUAACUCCAUUGGCCGAAAGCCAUGAUGUUGAAAUACAAGAGAGAGUGCGGAACGUUCUCGGUUUAGCUCGAUUAGCACAACAAGAGAUAUCUUGUCAUAAUGACCAGAAAGAAAAGAUGGUUGAUAAAGCAGAUCUGAAAACUUCUAUUAUUAUUAGACUAAUCAACGAUGCACUCUCGGAGGAUUUUGGUCCAAUUACGUUCAGUGCUCAAGAGCGGGUGCCCGUCCCAGAUGGAUUAGUGCUUGAGGAGAAUCUUCGCAAAUUGGACAGUAUAUGUGCAGAUGUUCAGCUACCUAUAAGUGAAUCGUUUUCCCUUGUGAAACCUAAUUUCUUGCCCGCUGAUGGUGAUUCUAUUUCUAACCAGCAGAAUGAAGAAGAAUCAGAAACGUCUGCUGCUGAAUCCACGUCUCUACUUGCUGAACAUCGAAAGAGACACGGCUUGUUUUACCUUCCUUCUGAUCAUACUAAAAACGCAUCCUCGAGCUUCCCGCCCGCGAACGACCCUAAGCAAAGAGAUAAUGAUGUGGACGAUCUGGUUAAGCUUACGGAAGAAUCUCUAGUGCUAAAGAGGAAGCCGAAUCUCAGCAGACCGAGACCCGUUGUAGUCAAACUGGACGAGGGAGAUAGACUUCCUAUCGCAGUGAAGAAAACGGAUGAAAAUGAUGACUUGAUAUCUGGAGCGGUGAGAGAUGUUCUUUUAGGAAACGAAGCUUCAUCGCAUAGCAAUAAUCUGUCAGGUAGAAGAAAAGGCAAGUCACAUUCCAAGGAUAAGGUGGAGAAUUCUGAAACCGGUAGUUCAAGUAAAAGAAGAAGCAAACAUCGUAACCAUAGUAAAAACGUUGAAGAAAAUGAAAAUGGUGAAAAGGGUAAGCAGAAAAGUGGAGGCAAGCAUAAAUCUAGGCGAAGAGCGGAUGGUGGUGUUGAUGUGGCUGUUGAAAAACCAGUAAUACCUGAUUUCCUUUUGUAGUGUUUGCAUAUAUUUGAACUGAAUUUUCUCUUUAUCAAGGUCAGUUUACUUUCAAAGUUUUUUUUUUUUUUUUUUUUUACUGUUUCAUGCUGUUUUUUGUAUGCUUGUAUACCUUCUUUCUUUUGAAGAUACAACAUUUGGAGUUGUGGUUGUUUAUGGGAUUGUUUUUGUGUUUGGACAUCAUGAUGUUCAGGUCUUGUUAUUUGUAUUGAAAUAUGCCAAGCUGUUAGUAUCUUCUUGUUUUUCCUGAA